CGUCAGGCCUGCCGGUUUCCCCACACCUCCGCCGCAAGUCAUCCUCUUUUCAUCACCACCCGUUCCCGCAUCGUACGCCAAUGGCAGUAAUGUUUGUUUAUCAUUUCAUUACAUCUUUUUACGUUUUAUUUUUUUAAUUUUUACGCACACGGCAGAAACCUCACGCACACGCGACCCACGUCCUAUACAUGGCUACACGCACACGCCACCGCCGUCCGCCACCCACCCGUUACAUAACACUAUCGCCGUAAACCACGGUGCACACUGCACACGAGUCGCGCUACUUCGGCCCUCGGGUUCGUUGCACCGCACCGCACCGCACCGCAACGCACCGCAUCGGUCGUUGAGAGUUGGAGCGGCGAUUUAACCGCCCAUACCCGACAACGUCCGUUCGGCUACCCGGCAUCGAUCGUCGAUUGAUUCGGCACUGACAACAGUGACAACCGACUUCCGAUUUCGAUCCGUUCCAUGACGGAUAACGACGACGACGACACCAACAACGACAACGACAAUCGCGUGCGCCGCCGCCGCCGCCGCUGUCCUCGUGCGUUGUUGUAUAAAUAGGCCCGAACGUCCGGCGUCGCGCGCAGUUGGUUCGCGCGUAGCGUCUGCGGCGGUUUGUGCGAUUAUUGACUAUAUUACGAUGACCGUCGUGGUCGUCCCCAGUUAGUUGUAUCUCCACUAUCCUGCGACUUGUGGGGCUGUGGACAGUCGACCGACACACCGGCCGCCGGUACCCAUUGGCCAUUACCCGUCAGUCGCGAGAUGUCCGUGUUCCGGCCGCUGAUCGAUGCCUUCUGGUCGCCGGACAUCUGGCUGCCGCCGAACACCAAGUGGUCCGACCUGGAACCCAACGAACGGGUCCAGUACACCGACCACCGGCACCUGAUCUACCCGUUGCCCAUGGCCGUCGUCGUGUUGCUCAUAAGAUAUCUGCUCGAGAAAUAUUGUUUUUCGCCGUUUGGCCUGUCGCUGGGCAUCAAGAGCACCAAACCAAAAAAGGUCCCGAACAAUGACUUGCUAGAGGAAACGUUUGCGCGGAACAGCAAGUGGAAUUACAAGGAGGUGGUGGGCCUGGCCAAGAGACUCGAUUGGACCGAGCGACAAGUAGAACGGUGGUUGAGGCUGAGGCGAGCACAGGACAAGCCUUCGACCCUCAUCAAAUUCUGCGAGAGCAGUUGGCGAUGUUUCUAUUACACAUUUUCAUUCCACUAUGGUCUUGUGUUCUUAUGGAAUAAACCAUGGUUAUUGAAUAUAGAUUAUUGUUGGAUUGGAUAUCCACACCAGGGUGUCACAAGAGACACAUGGUGGUACUAUAUGAUGUCAUUAUCAUUUUAUUGGGCAUUAGCUGUUUCUCAAUUUUUUGAUGUCAAACGAAAAGAUUUUUGGCAAAUGUUUGUCCAUCAUAUAUGUACUAUAUGCUUGUUAUCUUUUUCAUGGAUAUGUAAUUUCCAUAGAAUUGGGACUCUUGUGCUUUUAACCCAUGAUUGUGGCGAUAUUUUCCUUGAGUUUGCAAAAAUGGCUAAAUAUGCCAAAUAUCAAAAAUUAUGCGACUUCAUUUCAGUAGUAUUCAUUUUUGUCUGGCUGUUAACCAGAAUUGGUCUAUUCCCUUUUUGGAUUUUAUACAGUACGUCAGUCAAUGCGCCCCAAGUGGUAAACCAAAUGUUCCCAGCUUAUUACAUAUUCAAUGGACUACUGUUUCUUUUACUUGGUCUCCACCUUUAUUGGACACACUUAAUUUUGAGAAUUGCAUAUCUUUCAUGGAAUUCUGGAAAAAUGGAUGGAGACAUUCGUAGUUCUUCUAGUGACGAAAUUACACUAGAUGAUGAUUCAAAUACCAAAAUAGAUGACAUCAAUGGAGCGUUACCAAAUGGCACAAUUUAAAUUAUACUACUUUUAUUGUAUCUUUGUUUUAUUGAGUUUUGUUUGAAAUAAUUUCAAAAGCACUUUAGGUAUUCGUGUAAAUAUUUAUGUGUUCCAGAAUACUAAUCAUUUUAUUCCCUAUUUAAUCUUUUAAGACAAAAAGUGGUAACUUUAUCAUGAACAUAGCUACUUAAAUGAAAAGUUUCUAUAAAUAUUAUGAUCACUUAAAUGUUUCGGAUUCAGCUCUAGUCAUCCAUAAACAAAAACAUUUCCUACAAGAAAUAUACCAUAAAUGUAACAUUUAUAUGCAAUUAUUAUAGUUUUUUAGAUUUUAGUUUGUUAUUUUAUUUCAUUUUAACUUCAUUAAUAUACUUAAAUAAUGCUUAUACAUCCCCUUCAUUCUCCAGUCCCCAAAAAAAACAAAUGUAAUUUAAAACUUUUAAGUAUGAUAUUUGUAUUUAUUAUAUUAUUUAUAAAAUAAAAUAGUUUUUUAUAUGUUUUAAGAAUA
This is a messenger RNA of Metopolophium dirhodum (rose-grain aphid), 2371 nucleotides long. RefSeq names its product ceramide synthase 6. Gene Ontology annotation, cellular component: membrane. Lineage: Eukaryota; Metazoa; Arthropoda; Insecta; Hemiptera; Aphididae. Gene Ontology annotation, molecular function: DNA binding; sphingosine N-acyltransferase activity. Bases 766 to 1884 code for a protein of 372 amino acids. The record is from RefSeq and is a predicted model, not a curated record. The transcript has 7 exons. Gene Ontology annotation, biological process: ceramide biosynthetic process.